AGAGAGAGAGAGAGAGAGACAGAAAGAGAGGGGAGUAGCUGUUGUUCUUUUUUUGUUUCAGAAAAGCCAGAGCGAGAGACAUAGAGAUACGUGAAAAAAAAGAAAAUGAAUGAAUGAAUUCAGACAAAAACCAAAUAUAUAUAUAUAUUUGAAAUCACAUUCAUUCAUUGCAUGUAAAUCUCUCAUGUCAUUCGCUUGCUUAAUUUUGCUUUUUAACCCAUCAUCAUGCAUGGUUGUGUGGUUGAAUUAAUUCAUGGGUUCUUUGCAUGAAGAAACGAAAACAAAUAUGAGUAGAAACAAAAUCCACAGCUUGGCCUCUCCCUCAAAAGAGUCAAAACCCAACUCCAUUCCCUAUUCUAAAUCCAACCCCUACAGGCUCUACCAAGUUUGGAAGGGUAACAAUAAAUUUUUGUUUGGCGGGAGAGUAAUCUUUGGUCAUGAUGCAACAUCACUAUUUUUAACUACAUUUCUAAUUGGAGGUCCUGCAAUAACAUUCUGCAUAAGAACGAUUUGUUUAAUGAUCAAAGAAGAUGAUCCUCCACUUAAAUAUCCUGUACUGAUCGGUGGAUUGGUUCUCACUGUUUUGGAUUUUACUUUUCUCUUCCUGACAUCUGGUAGAGAUCCAGGAAUAAUCCCAAGGAACUCAAAGCCACCUGAAUCAGAUGAAGCAUACACUUACACACCAUCUAUGGAGUGGAUAAAUGACAAAGUUGGUGACAUAAAAUUACCCAGGACAAAGGAUGUAACGGUCAAUGGUCACACACUAAAAGUGAAAUUCUGUGACACUUGCUUGCUUUAUCGUCCACCACGUGCUUCUCAUUGCUCUAUCUGCAAUAACUGUGUGCAGAAAUUUGAUCACCACUGUCCAUGGGUGGGUCAAUGUAUUGGAGCGCGUAACUAUCCAUUCUUCAUAAUGUUUAUAUUGUCAUCAACCCUCUUGUGUAUAUAUGUGUUUGCGUUUUCUAUGGUCGACAUUCUUCAGCAAAAACGCACUUUGUGGACUGCAGUGUCACAUAAUAUACUAUCAGUAAUCCUCCUACUAUAUUGCUUCAUAGCUGUCUGGUUUGUUGGUGGGCUCACCCUCUUCCAUUUUUAUCUGAUUUGCACCAACCAGACAACUUAUGAGAAUUUUCGGUACCACUACGAUAAGAAGGAAAACCCAUUUACUAAAGGGAUAAUAGGGAACAUCAAAGAGGGAUUCUUUUCUAAGCUCCCACCUUCAUUGAUAAAUUUCCGAGCCUGGGUGUCUGAAAAUGGGUACCCAGCACAGGUAUCUGUCAGUUCAGAUCUUGAUGGAGGCUGCAAUAGCUCCAAAGAGAAAUUUGAUAUUGAAAAGGGAAAUAAGCCUGGCGAGGAUGGUGAUGCCUCGGUUCCUUAUAUUUUACAGAAUUUGGAUUACACUGGUAUUGAUGAUAAUUUGAAGAGUCAGAUGGAAGACGGAGAUACUGGAUCUGAUCCAAAUUCCAAAGCUUCUGGUCAAGAACCGAGUCAUUCACGUUGGACUUCCACUGUUGGAGGUAUAACUAUUGAUGAGAUGUCUCAGUAGCUUCCAUUGGAACAUCACUGAUUAUUCUGAGAUAAAGGUUGGACUGCUAGCUCAUGUUCUAAUCAGCACUUGCAUUUCAGAUCAUAUUAGUUGAUGGAUUAAAAAGCUGGUUUGCCGAUGAUUGAUACUAAAAUGAAAGGUUGGUCAUGUAGAUGUAAUGUACUCUGUAAAUUUUAAAAAAACAAAAAGAAGCAAGCAAAUGAUUUAAGUCAUUCUUCUGUCUAACAUAUCCAAAAGCUGUUUUCAGUAGUGAAAAUAGUUGGGGGAAAAAAUCAAUGCUUGUAAAUUAGCAUUUCCACUGCAUACUAUCGAUGCAGACAUAAGAAUGAAGUUUCA
Molecule: messenger RNA, 1882 nt
Organism: Quercus robur (English oak)
Lineage: Eukaryota; Viridiplantae; Streptophyta; Magnoliopsida; Fagales; Fagaceae
Product: probable protein S-acyltransferase 1
Exons: 6
Coding region: 254-1546 (430 amino acids)
Biological process (GO): peptidyl-L-cysteine S-palmitoylation; protein targeting to membrane
Cellular component (GO): endoplasmic reticulum; Golgi apparatus
Molecular function (GO): protein-cysteine S-palmitoyltransferase activity
Source: RefSeq, a predicted model, not a curated record